CUGGCAGGCGUGUGAGCCAAGCCAGCUCUCUUUCUCUCCCUUUCUCUUUCAGCAUCCUUCUGUGAUCCUGUAGGUGAUAUGGAUACAGCAGCAUCCAUGGCCUGUUUUUUGCCUUAGCAUUCUUUUUCAUUUUGCUCUGGCUGAUGUACAAAUCAGGGAUCUAAAGCAUUUAUUUUAAGGACUUACAUUAAGCAUCUGAUAACUGGAAUCGUAUUUUCCUGUAUUUUUUCAGGCUCCUUGGAAAUUGAGGAAUGCAAUUCUGCCACCAUGAUGGAAGGAUUGAAAAAGCGUACCAGGAAGGCCUUUGGAAUACGGAAGAAGGAAAAGGACACUGAUUCCACAGGAUCACCAGACAGGGAUGGAAUUAAGAAAAGUAAUGGAGCUCCAAAUGGAUUUUAUGCAGAGAUUGACUGGGAAAGAUACAAUUCACCUGAACUUGAUGAAGAGGGAUACAGCAUCAGACCAGAAGAACCAGGCUCUACCAAAGGAAAGCACUUUUAUUCCUCAAGCGAAUCAGAAGAAGAAGAAGAGUCACACAAGAAAUUUAACAUUAAGAUUAAGCCUUUGCAGGCUAAAGACAUUCUUAAAAGUGCAGCAACUGUAGAUGAAUUGAAAGCAUCAAUAGGCAACAUCGCACUUUCUCCAUCUCCAGUGAGGAAAAGUCCGAGGCGCAGCCCGGGCUCAAUUAAAAGGAAUUUAUCCAGUGAAGAGAUAGCAAGACCUAGGCGUUCAACACCAACUCCAGAACUUGUAAGCAAAAAAGCCCCAGAUGAUCCUUCAGCCCUUGCCCCACUGUUUGGCCCACCACUGGAGUCAGCAUUUGAGGAACAAAAGUUGGAAGCUCCUUUAGAUCAGACAGAGAUAUGGGGCUCUGUCCAGCCAGUGAAUUCCAGUUUAGACUCUCCAAAACUACCAAGACCUUUUCCAACUGGAACACCUCCACCACUUCCACCAAAAAACAUUCCAGCUACACCACCCAGGACUGGUUCUCCCUUAACAGUUGGUAUAGGAAGUGACCAGACAGCAACAGAGGUCAAAAGUGACAAACUACCAUCAAUCAAUGACUUGGACAGCAUUUUUGGCCCAGUAUUGUCCCCCAAGUCUGUUGCUGUUAACGCAGAAGAUAAGUGGGUCAAUUUUUCCGAUCAGUCCCCGGAAAACAUAACAGCAGAGUUGACUUCAAGUGAAAAAGUGGUGUCCCCACCUGUGGCAUCAGAAAUCCCAGCUGAAUCUCCAGCUGUUGAAACCUCCCGCAAUGUUCCAUCACCUCUCAAUUUAGAAGAGGUUCAGAAGAAAAUUUCUGAGCAAACCCACGUUAAAGAUGAUAACUUAGAAUCAACAGCAUCUCCCAAAGAUUUUGGGUUGGGACAGAGAGCUACACCACCUCCCCCUCCACCACCUACCUACAGAACAGUGGUGUCAUCACCUGGACCCAGCCCCAUCAGUGGCACAGGAAGCACCAGUGGUUCUUCAUCUCCGGCUCGUCCAGCGACUCCACUGGCUGCUUGCAGCAGCACCACCCCACCGCCUCCUCCACCUCGGCCCCCAUCUCGGCCAAAACUGCCUCCAGGGAAGCCUGGAGUUGGCGAUGUGUCCAGGCCUUUUAGCCCUCCUAUUCACUCAUCCAGUCCUCCUCCGGUAGCACCUUUAGCCCGUGCUGAAAGUACUUCUUCCAUAUCAUCCACCAAUUCCUUGAGUGCAGCCACUACUCCCACAGUUGAAGAUGAUGCUUUUAUUGACAAACUGCCCUCGUUUGAAAGGCGCUGUGAAACGCCUGCAGAGAAUGAACAGCCUUCCCUCGUUUGGUUUGACAGAGGAAAGUUUUAUUUGACUUUUGAAGGCUCUUCUAGGGGACCCAGCCCUUUGACGAUGGGGGCCCAGGACACCCUCCCUGUAGCAGCAGCAUUCACAGAAACUGUUAAUGCAUAUUUCAAAGGAGCAGAUCCUAACAAAUGUAUAGUGAAGAUAACUGGAGAAAUGGUGCUGUCGUUUCCUGCAGGAAUUACCAGACAUUUUGCCAAUAAUCCAGCCCCAUCUGUUCUAACCUUCCGUGUAAUAAAUUACAACAGGUUAGAACACGUCCUGCCAAAUCCACAACUUCUCUGCUGUGACAGUACACAAACUGAUGUCAACACAAAGGAAUUCUGGGUAAACAUGCCAAAUCUGAUGACACAUCUAAAAAAAGUGUCUGAACAGAAACCACAAGCAACAUAUUACAACGUGGACAUGCUCAAAUACCAGGUAUCUGCCCAGGGUAUUCAGUCUACUCCAUUAAACCUUGCAGUCAGCUGGCGGUGUGAAUCUACAAGCACUGACCUUCGUAUUGACUACAAAUAUAAUACAGAGGCAAUGACUACACCAGUAGCUCUAAACAAUGUCCAGUUCCUAGUUCCCAUAGAUGGAGGAGUAACGAAACUUCAAGCUGUGCUUCCACCUGCUGUUUGGAAUGCUGAACAGCAAAGAAUAUUGUGGAAGAUUCCUGAUAUCUCGCAAAAAUCAGAAAAUGGAGGUGUGGGUUCUUUGCUGGCAAGAUUCCAGCUUUCUGAAGGACCAAGCAAACCUUCGCCAUUGGUAGUGCAGUUUACGAGUGAAGGGAGCACUCUCUCCAGCUGUGAUAUUGAACUUGUUGGGGCAGGAUACCGGUUUUCACUCAUUAAAAAGAGAUUUGCAGCAGGAAAAUACUUGGCUGAUAACUAAUGGAAGCUUAUGCAAGUAUAUGGAAAAUCCAUAUAACCACGGACUGCUGUGUGGAACAGGUUUGAAUUACGGUUUAAGGGAAAUGAACUAAAUUCUGCACUUGGGGCACUUCUGUUGGAAGUGUCAGCGACUUUCAGCAUUUUUUCCUGAGAAGACCACUGUCUUGACCAGUCCUACAGUAUUUACUUCUAGAUGUAACAUUGUUAAUGGUUUUAAAAUGUAAUUAUUGUAUUUGUAAAUUGUACUCAUUCCAGUAAGGCUGUAUUUUGGCAGUUAGACACUUGAGUUUUAGAAUUUUACCAUUCAUGAAAUGGAUGUAAUUUAAACUGUGGUAUACAAAUUUAAUAGUAGUACUGUUGAAUGGCACAAUGCUUACAGAGGUAGAUUACAUUUUGUCAAUAUAUAUACGAUUUAAAUACAAUACUGGUAGCUGUUAAAAAGGGGGUGCCUCAUGAAAAAAGAGAGUUGAGUAGAACCUGCAAACUGAUUUACUUUUUCUUCAGUCCUUAGUAUGUCUUAUAAUAGUGGUAAAUAAAAGGUCUAUCUUCAAUUGUUUAGCUGGUUGAACUCCAAAAGAAUAUUUUAAUAAAUGCAGAGGUUUUAACUUAUUUUCCCCCCUUCCCUCCCAAAAACCCAACCAACCAAAAUACAAAAACCGAAUGUCCAUAUUUCUUAAAAUACUUAUUUCAAACUUCAUAACAAAUAAUGCAACUUUUCCAAACACUGUCUUCUACUUUUAUGGACUCUUGUUUCUUCUCAAUAUUCUGACACUUCACAAAUGUGUAGAUUAUUAAAUAAGCAGGCAGUUUAAGACAUUCAGUGAUGACUCUGUAUGUCCACAGACUGUAACUGUAUUAAAGGGCACAUUUUCAGCAACCACCUCCACUUUUGCAGUGCUAUUUGUUGGGGGAUUUUGGAGCACCCUAUGUAAGAUGCUUCACAGACAUACAGAAAAGUUCCUAGUCUCAAUAGUCAAGAGCCUAAGCAAGCAAACAACCCCCCCCCCCAAAGAUUGGUUUCAGAGUAGAGCCGUGUUAGUCUGUAUCAGCAAAAAGAACAGGAGUACUUGUGGCACCUUAAAGACCAACAAAUUUAUUUGAGGAGAAAGAAUGUAAUAUAACCCUAUUAUGUAGCCCUGAUACAGCACUUUUUAUCCAUAGAUCAUAAAGUGCUUUAUACAAUUGAAGAAGGAUUUAGCUCUGUUUUACACAUAGGGAAAUUGAGGCACUGAAAACUUAAGUCCUGCACAAGGUAACAGAGUUGAGUCAAUGACAGUGUCAGAAAUAGAUCCCAGGUCUCCUAACUCACUGUCUUUUAUCUUGUCAACUGGACAAUUUUGUAUUGUGCAAAGACUGAGUAGUUAGAACGUUUCAAAUAUUUUGAACUGAGAGCGCUAACUCUUGGUCUGGUCCAUUAUAGACACAGUAGAACUAGUAAAAACUUUCUAACCAGUAAAAACUUUUAAAGUGCUCUCACUGUAUAUUUGUCACACAACUUGUCAGGUCUGUGGUUUUAUUUAUUUUAUAUAUUUAUUUAUUUAUUUAGGUACUCUAGCAUUUUUUAACACUGAACUGUAAUGUGAGCUAAAUUAAAAGAUUAGAAAGUGAAACUUAAAAAUGGGGUUAACUGUUAGUUUGGCAGCUAACUGUGCCCAUUGUCUAUUUUGCCUGCACAAUGUACACAUUUGUACAUGCAGGUCUUAUACCCAGUUUUCUCAUUUGCAUUAGAAAAUAGCUGUACUUGGAAAAAUAGUUGUAUGCAUAAAAGUGAGUGCUUAAAAUUGGAGUCUGUGGCUGAAAAUUUGGCCCUAUAUGUUUCUUCUGAGAUUGGCAUAGUCAAUCUCAAUUCCACUAUACUACGUUGUGUUUGUGGAAUUGAGUUUCAUGCAUAUAAGGAGAGCAGAAUGUCAACCAAGAUUUUCUGUGUGGCUCUAAGAUGAUAAAUUUUUCUUUUGGAUAGGAAACUAUUUUAAAGAAAACUUCAUGAAACUGCAGACUUAACAAUGUGCAGCCUAAUAGGUGAGCCAGUCUUCAGUAGAAAAAGGACGUUACGUUUGUCUUCACAGUUCUCUUGAAUUCUGUCAUACUAGGGUGUGCUAGAAUAUUAAUUUCACAAAUCUUCAUCUGCUGUGAUAAACCAGGUGUCUAUAUCUUGCCUUUACACUUUGAAAAGUCACUGAAUGAGGAACAUGUCUCAUCUUGGAUGAACUGCAAAAUUAAAGAUGGGCCUGAACCAAGCCCUUGAUUCAAACACCCCCAGCUCUAGACAAAGUUGGGAUCCAAAUGCAAUUUACAUUUUGGGACACAGACCCAUUACUGUGUGAAAUGCAACUGAAAAUUAUUUUUGAGGUAAAAUUGGCAUGUCUUAGCCUACUGCUGGCAAACAUAGUGAUGUCAUUUGUGACAUGUCAGCUGAAAUGGUAGAAAGGUAGUUUCUGUUCUGUUUUAAUGUAAAAAUUGUGCUGUGUGAAAAUGAAAUAUCUGUUCAAAAUUAAACAUUAAAAUUGUUCUAAUGUUGAGGUACACAGAGAACUACAAGAUCAUCCAUUAAUUAUGAUGUUGGGUAUUAUAUAGAAAUAUGUGUAAUACCAAAUAAUGUUAAUUUUCAGCCUCUAAAUUCAUUCCCCAUAUCAUUAGUGUCCCAAAAGUUGCCAGCAACAGGCUCACAAAUGUCAAUCAAAAAUAAAAGCAUUAUUUUCACGUACGUGUCCCAGAUCAUACAUGUAGAUAAGUGCUUAUUAGCAGCUGAACUUUGAGUGCUUUUUUUUUUAAGUACACCUUUCUUUUAAAAUUACUGAGAGCAAAUAAGGAAAUCUAGAAAUACUGAAACUCUGAGCACAGUCCUAGAUUAAUAAUUCAAUAUAUAUGUUAAAGAUGAUCAACUUUUGUUGGUGUGUGCAUGUUCACAAAAAAUAAAAUGUAACAGGAUAGAGAUUAAAAUACAAUUGUUAUAAAAAUUCAUACAUCCUCCAAACAUUUAAAAGUGAACAGGACAGUAUUCCUAAAUAGGGGAUUUGCCAGUCUGGUUUGAUUUUUUCCCCUGAUUGGAAAUAUGACUGUAUUGACUAUAUAACCAACAUCUAUUUGAAAUAGGAACUGAAUAUAGGGCAAGUAAUUAAAAAUAAAAACCUACAAAAAAGAGAAUUCUUCAAAUCAGUUUAUGAAAUAUACAAUACAUAAUUUGCAAAACCAUGCUUCAAAAAUUGUAAUCCAUACAAAAAUGUUUUUUAAAAACAUAAAUAUUACUGGUAUACAUGUAACUCACUUUAUAUUUUAUGUUAAGGAGAUUUAGAACUUGAUAAUGAUUAACACAAAUUAUGGCAGCUUUUUAAAAUGUUGCAGAAAAGAACCUGUUCUAUUUAUACUGUAAAAUGCCCACUUAAAAAACUGCAUAGCCUCCCUGAUGUGAACUGAAUAUGAAUAGACCAGAUGGGGUACAUAGGUACCUGUAUAACAAUACACCUCUAUUACAUCGAAAGUAGUAAAUACUAGCUCUUUGUGGACAGAGGUUAUCCAUAUAUUGUAAACUCAGUUCAGGAAAACUCUCAUAGCAGAAGAAUCUCCUACACUGACUCAGCUGUGGUGAGGCUAACAGGACAUUUUCACAAAGAAGAACAAGUAUGUGCAGUAACCAUAACUUUGUUUCAAGAACUGAAUGACUGAUUUAACCAAAUCUACAAUUACAUCCAUCACUACAAUUUUCAUUAUUAAAAAAGAUCAUGUAACUAGGAAAGUCCUGUUGAAAAGACCAAUCUUAUACAUUGGAGCGCUAUUCUGCCCUAGCUUAUGUUCAGCAUAUCUCAGAUUUUCUGCUCUUUGAAUGAGUGUCUUUAGCACUGUGAUAGGCUGUCCAAAAUUACAUUAUUUAGCACUUAUAUAGUCCUGUCCUUCAAACCCCUUUUCCAUCAUCAUGAUCUGAUUUCCAGCAUUUGAGUAAGUGCGCAUUUGCACCUUUGUGCAUACGUGGCUAGAUACUGUAGGUGAGCUUUCAACCAAGUGUGUAUGCAUGCAGUUUGCGUGCAUAUGUUCAGAUGUGUGCAGGCAAAGUAUGGAGACAGCAAACUGGGCCCUUAAUCACAAUCCUCACAAUGUGAGGUAGGUAGAAAUGCAUAGAAAUUCUGGGCUAGAUGGAUAAGUUUCAAGUCUUCUUUCCUUGAAUAAAAAUUAAACAAUUCUGUCUUAAGAAAACAAGAGUACAUAAAUGUAAAGGUGCUCCAGAGUUUUAUACAUUAGGUCUGUGUUCUGCAUCUCUAUUUUAUAGCAUCAGACUCUCCAGCCCGUUACUCUGCUUUGAGGUGCUCCAGUGGAACAAAGCAUAUUUAAACCUGGCUUAACUGUGUACUUGAAUGCUCCAAGGUACCUAAACCACUCACCUUCCUGCCCCACAGUGAAGGAGGCACAUAGGCUCAGGAUCAUCCUGGCUGAUCACUAGCUGCUAGAACAGACCCUAUGGGCUGUUGGCAACCGAUGUAAAAUAGAGCAGCCUAAAGUCUGGGGACUAGGGCAAAGCUCCAGGAUCGGAGAGCCACAGCGAUGGUUUAACAUCAUAUUUGCUUACCCAUCCCAACCCCUGACUUGCAUCAAACACGGCAUGGCUGGUUGGAAGGAUAUGGACCAGAGUAUCAGAGAUCGCCAGGUUCACCCUGUACUGGCAGUGUAAUUGCCAAAUGAAGAAAUUGUUCAAGAACAGUUUGUCAAGUAUGUUAAGGACAAACAGGCUUUUCUUCAGUAUCACUUACUUGUGUCUUCUCUUUCCAUCCAAACACAUCAAACCCUUUAGGUUCUUUUGUAAGAAAACUCCAUGCCUUCUUCUGUCCCUGUUAGCGUCUCCUCAUAGUGACAGUAAGAGACUAGCUUCAGGUCUUUGUUUGCCAUUGCAGUUAAGGCAAUUGGCAGACUUUAUUACUCUUCCAGCAGUGGUCCUGAUCAGGGUGGAGGAAUUUGAAUGUGUCAAUCUGUUAUACCAAUAAAAUAAAAACCAGCAGGAUCUUAUUAAAGGGGAAAAGGCAAAAUGCCACAUUUAUUGUGAAUACAGAAAGAAUCAUAGUAAGCAGUUAUAGCUAUAACAUUCCAUUCAAUUUCAUAUUUAUUCACACAUUCAUUCAUACACACACACACAGGUUCUGCAAGGUUGUUAUCAUAGUUACCAGCCUUAGAGUUGCUCAUGCCAAGCCACUGGCCAGGUGGCCUGGACAUGAGGAGGGAGCAGGGCCUUGUCAGAUGCUCCUGGAAGUUGGUUUGCAGAAUCAGACCCCAAAGUUCUCACUUUCUAGAGUCCAUUUUUAUAGGAAUUGCUUCAUCAUGCUGUUGCUGAAUCAAUCAGCAGAUGGCACAUUCCUGAUGGCUCUGUGCUGCCAGAUGUUAUCUUGUUCUUUGGUUCUCCCAUUCUUGAGGCUGUUGGGUGGAUUCCAGUCUGCCCUCCGGGGGGUCCUCUGGUUAUUUCCACUUGACGCCUUCUUCAGCCGAUGGACACUGGAUUGUUAGGCUGGCACCCCCCUGAUCAUUCAGUUAUUAUCCACACCAAGCAUCCAUCCGCAUACAUCCUCUAUCUCUAUUUUAAUCACAAUUGUUAACAAAGCUAGAUGAAUACAACAAAAGGGCAGGGAGUCUCUGGGUGCUGUUUCUGUUGUUACAGAGUAUUGCUUUGAGUCUCUCUCUAUGUGAGUAGUUGUUGUUACAAAGAAUUGCUUUGAGAACAGACUCUUAGAAUGUACUAAUGCAAUUAGCAGCUUGCAAGUUUUACCUCCACGAUGAUUGCAGACUUGGGUCUUUUAGAUGUUAAGAAUAUUCAUUCUUUUCUUUUUCAGUUUGGUAACCAUUGUAUGUGAAUGUGUCACUCCAGAAGCAAACAGGGCUCUAUUUCUAGUUUCCCUUGUAUGGUACAUAACAGUAUCAGAAAUGGAGAUUUUGCUAGGUAGGGUUUUUUUUGGUGGUCUCACCUCAAAAUGAAAUUUCCUUUCAAUUCGUAAUGACAGAGUUGUGUAGUUUUAUUUUUUGAAAUAGAACUGGGUAGCAUUCAUCACCAGAGUAUAUGUCUAAGGAAAGCGAAAUAUUCGGCCUAAACAGGUGGACUGUGGACACACAUACUAUAUCAAUUUUCAGCUCACCUAUAUUCCUCCUUAUGUAAGACUUCUUUAGGCCACCUUUAUCUGUUUCUUAAUAGUUAUGUAAAAUCAUUCAAUAUUAUGAAAUACUACCAUAUAAUAAGUACCCGACUCGUUUUUUGAUUAUUUUUCUUCUUAAAUAUCACUUUCUUUCUGUGUAGCUUUUUGUUUUAAGGCUACUUGCCACAAAGCUCCUAUUUCUGCUCAGAUCCAUUAAGGUCCCUUUGUAUAACCUGUGGAACUUAAAUGACACACAAAAUAUUUGUCCCAGAAGCAUAGCCUUGCAGACAGGGAGUUAUGUUCACCAACCAGAAAGUUAUUUCAGCCUGCUAGAGACAGGACUGGAAGAGAGCCUCUUGGUAGGGAUUGACAUUGCAAAAAAAAAAUCAGGAUUUAUUUCCCUUUGCCAUCUGUUGGUAGGAUGAUGCAAUAUUUGCAGUCUGGGCUGGAGAAACUGUCAUUAAAAAUGUAUAACUGAAAUUAUGUACAUCUGUACUUUUGACAAUGAAGGUCCAGCUUUUGCUUUGUUUUAAUGUUAUCGAAGUAAAUAUUAGAUAUUUAUUUUGAACUUCUAGUGCUCAGUUUUAAAAACUGGUCGCACUCAUUUUGCACUUGCAGUUUUAUACUCAUAAAUAAUUGUGAGCAGAAUUAAUUGUAGGUGCACAUAAUGGCAUUUAGGUAUCUACAUACCCACAAAAAUCAAGUAGUUGAGCAUUUAAAUAAUAUAAUUUGGGUUCAUGAAGGGUACACCUGCUGUCCUCUAGAUAAGCAAAAUGGAAGGCUGGCUUGAGACCCUUAAAAGAUUUUGCCCUUAAAGUGAAAAAUAUAUUUUGUUUUUUUACAACACAAUUCUGGACUAACAAACACCUAUUGAUGAUGGCAUUCUGUUGAAUUGAAAUGCUAAUGUUAAAGAGCUGCACACAAGAAGACACUGGUGAAUGAUCCUGUGCAAAUGUUUUAAUGGUUCUUUCUAAGAUCUUUUCAGCAUAAGCAUAAUCUGAACAAUCACUGCUUAAUGUUUUGUAUCAAAGACAUUUUUAAAUGGCUGGAUCACAAUAAACAAUAAUUGUUAGACAGCCUGAGAGGCUGAAACAAUGUGAAACAUCUUUCACUGAAUGUUUACAAUGCAACAUAAAAAGGUAAUGAUGGUUUUCCUCCGAUCUUUCAUCCCAUUCUUGUUCCUCAGUUUUCUAGCUGUACAGUAACUUGAUAUUAAGUUGAGUACAGUUCCUGUCUGUAUGCACUUCACUGAAAGGUGCUCAGAAUUCUGCAUUUACAGAAAAACUCUGAAUAGCUUGACAAUUUCUUAAAUACAGUACAAAAUAUUGUCACACUUAAACUUUUGACAUCUAUUUUGGCAUAGACUUAACAGAACCAGUUUGAUAUAUGAAAUAUAGAUUUAUUUCCCCAACUCUUAUUAAUGGGUAUUGUUUUUACAUAAGAUGCUUUGUUUAAAAAUCUUCAUUUUAGAGCUUACCAUGGCCAAAAUAUAUAAUAUCACACAAAAUGCUAUGUUCCUGAAAGGAAAUUACUCUCUCAAAAGACUCCAUUCCAAAAUCAGAGUUUUUGUUUCCUUACAAAUUUUCUAGGAAGAGAAUUCUUGUGGAGUUGGAUAUCUUUUUAUGCUAGUAAGUAUUUUAGUUAUUGCACCAUUAAACAUGGCUAGAAAUGAGCUAUAGAAAUGUAAGGCAAUGAUCUCUCCCUGUGUGAUUUCCCCCUUUAUCUUUAAGAGUGGGAGUACAGAUGUUGCUGCUUGAUCAAUUUUUCUUGACAAUUUCUAGUGUUCAUUUGGUGAUGUUAUUCAAAGUUUUACAUAUAAGCAGGACUUCAUUACAGGCCAAGCAGUAUGUGAAAAGUCAGUCCAGAAUCAGCUUUUUUAAUGAGAGGGUCUAGAAUAUUAUUGAUCCUCUGUUUGAAAUUAACUUACUUGUUUCUUACAAGUUGCUUGACAAACCUUUGUGUAAAUGAGGUAUUGCAAUUUAAUUCUUAAGCCAAAUGUGCUCUGUUUAAAACCACAUCUUCCACCCCCCCACCCCCCCCACCCCCACUGUAUACCUAAGAAAAUAAGGCAUCUUAGAGGAAGUUCAAGUUUUUCCAAAGAUAAUUAGAUCAACCAAUUACUUCAUGUCAGAGAAAUUCUGUCAAAAUGUACAUGGUCAUUGGGUGGAUUGAGUCAAAAUAAUAUAUUACAGUGUAGAGCCCUAAACCCUCAAACAUUUAUGUACGUGUCUUCAGUGGGACUUCACACAUGCUUAACUUUCAGCGUGAAUGCAAGUAUUUACAGAAUUGCGCCCUAUUUACUAACUCUUAUGUUGUUAGUAAUGCUCCAAACAUCUACACUAAGUCCCAGAAGUGAAUUGGAUUUCCAAGUGUACUGCCCUAUAUAUUGUUUUAUAAAAUACCUUGUGUACAAAAUGUUUAAAUAUGUGGAUUAAGUUUCACAAGUAUAUUUUUAAGAUUUAAGUUAAAAAGUUAGUCUGGCCUUUUUAGCCUACACAUGCAAUUAAAUAUACUGUAUCUUUAGUCUAUGAUGCCCUAGUUACUGCUUAGUCUGUGAUGAAAACUUUGCUGCUUACCUAAUGUCCUCAGAGAAAAACUGUAAAAGAUCCAAAGAUUUGUUGCAUUUGACAUACUGCAGCAAAGCUUUGUAUUUGACUACUGGUAAUAUGAAUGUGUUGUAUUGACUUGUUGAAGAUAAUCAUGAAACAACAUAUUUUAAAUGUUACUUGCCUUAUAGAUUAGGAUACAAAUAUGUGGAUAUCAUUUUUGUAAAUAAUGUUUUUUAUAAAUAUCUUUCCUUCAUGAUAUUUCCCAAUGACCAUUUCACAAAAUCCUGAAUAUGCAAUUAUUUACCGUAUAGACUAUUACAACAAAUAAGGUCCCAAUUCCAGAACAAGUUUAUUAAUUCUAUACAUAAGAACAAAAUUAAGUACCUGAUUAAGUUGUAAUUUAAAUGUGACUUUUUUUUUCUUGAAAAUAAAUGAGAAACAUUAAAAUA
Caretta caretta (loggerhead turtle) is the source of this 11798-nucleotide messenger RNA. The record is from RefSeq and is a predicted model, not a curated record. NCBI's taxonomy places the organism in Eukaryota, Metazoa, Chordata, Testudines, Cheloniidae.